Molecule: messenger RNA, 4837 nt
Organism: Nelumbo nucifera (sacred lotus)
Lineage: Eukaryota; Viridiplantae; Streptophyta; Magnoliopsida; Proteales; Nelumbonaceae
Product: protein LONGIFOLIA 1-like
Biological process (GO): regulation of monopolar cell growth
Source: RefSeq, a predicted model, not a curated record
AACUUCGCCUUCAAGUUCCCAACUCAUCAAGCAAUUCCCCUCUCUCUCUCUGUGUGUGUCUGUCUGCUUGGAGUAUCAGAUAAGAAGUCAUAAUAAAAAUUGAAGCUUUGCCAACUCUCACUCUCGUCAGAUUCACUCGCACAUUACCCAAUAUCCAUAUAACGAAUCAUCCCAUCUUCUUCCACUGCCUGUCUUUAAGAGAGCCAGAAGACAGCCACAACAUUUUUUUAACUUUUCGCUGAGGAAACCCAGAAAACAUCUCUUCUUGGGUUCAGAGAGUUUUCUCUGCACCUUGCAUUGAUACAUAGACAGUGGCGGGAGGGAUAAAUGUAGCCUGUAGCCUGUAGGUGUUGGGUCCUUCCACGUUUUCUCCUUUUCUUCUGGGUUCUUGUGUGUUGCCACACAAGGCAUUGUCUGGCAUCUUCUAUGAAACCCAAGAAGGUUUCUUUCUUUUCCAUUGUACCAGUGGAAUGAUAUUUGACAAUGGAGAAGUGAUUUUGGGUAUUGGGUCCCUUUAUUCUUUUGUUUUUUCCUCCAUUCUAUCUGGUACUCGUUAUUGUCUUGGGGUAGUCCUAUAAACUCCGACGGACCUUAUAAAUAAAGUACGUAAUAGAAGGAAAACACUGUUUUUUUUUUUGUAGUUUAAUUGCAGAGUUCGGGUGGGAAUUUGAAGAAUCCAAAAUUUUAAUUUUUCUUAGCUGUAUUUAGCUGUAGAAAAGAGUGGAAUUUGAGGCCUGUAGCCGUAAGAAAAACAUCUGGAAUGGUGAAGAAUCAUGUUUUGGUGCGUCUGGAGGAAUUAAUUUCAUUUUAACCAGUUUCAUGACAGGUGGAGCGUGUUCUGGCAGAUUCAGUAUUUGUCAUUUGCUUGAUCGUAGGAGGAGCCUUGCAUUUAUGAGGCUUUUUACUGUCUAAUAAAAAGCUAGUUUUUGCCAUCUUUUGCAAACUUCCGUAGGAAGGAGGGAAAGAAAGAAAGAACAGGAAUUAACAGAUUAAUGCUUAUUGAGAUUUGGGUUCCAGGGCUAUAAGAAUCAGUGAGGUCUACGAAACUUUGCUCCCUCUAAUGCGUUUGGAGGGAAUCUCUUUUGUUUCCAAGUGAUUCUGCAUAAAAACUCCAUUCUUCUCUUGUUCCAAGAAUUUUUGAGCCAAAACAGCAACUUCAAGUUUCAACUUUGAAAAGGGCCUUGGGUUUUGCUUUUCUUGGAAGCGGAGUCUGAAAGUAACUGGCCUAGAAAGAGGGUGUCAUGGAGAUUUAGAAGGUCUGAACUGCUUUAUAGUUGAAGAAAGGAGGUUGUGAAGAUGUCUGCCAAGUUUUUACAUGAGUUAGCAGAUGACAAUUCAAAUCUGAAGAAGCAAAUAGGAUGCAUGACUGGGAUCUUUCAACUCUUUGACCGUCACAACAUCCUAACAGGCAGGCGCCUCACUGGCCACAGCCACAAGAGGCUUCCAUCAGGUAUUUCUCACAUCAAAAAUGGAAGCUUUCGGGUUGAGCCUAAUAAUGAUUAUCUACAGACACAUACUGAAAAAGAUUCCAACAAAAAUACGAAUGAGAACCAAAGAGUUUCUAUUGAGUCAUCCAGGGCUUCCUUUUCAUCUUCUUCUUGCUCUUCUUCUCUGUCUUCUAUGGACUGUAACAGAGCUGCUCAACUAGAACACCCUUCAUUUGACCGAUCCAUUUUUCCAGAAACGCCUCAGAGGGAGCCAACUUCCAUUGAACCCAAUGCUUCCCCACAGCUGCGUAGUCAACCUAUUGACUUCCGUGAUGUUGUUAAGGACUCGAUCUACAGAGAACCCCGUAGUCUAUCAGUUAAAACUACAACCGAAGAGGGUACAGUAAGCCGUACUGUGAAGCACAGAGAUUCACCAAGGCCUCUGCAGUUGACUGGGUCUUAUGGGGUUGGAACAAAUGGGAAUCAGAAGGUGCCUGUUGAUUUCAAUGAAUCGGUCAGAGUUCUUGUUAAACUUCGAGAAGCUCCUAGGUAUUUUAAUGAAGUUAAAGAAUCACCAAGAUCAUCAUAUGAAGCUAAAGAAGGGCCUUUGUUUUUAGCAUCCAAAGAUUCUCCACGGUUCUCUUAUGAUGGACGGGAGAUACCUCGUGCAUCUUUUGAAUCACGUGACACCUUCAAAUCCAGUGCAAAGCUCAGAGAUCUCCCAAGGCUGUCAUUGGACAGCAGGGAAGGUUCCAUGAGGAGCUCUAAUUCCAAUUCAAAAUCAAAUUCUAUUCUGAAGGAUUUGCAGAGGGGUAGUAGUGACUCUAACAGUAGAGCCACAAAUUCACAGAAAGAACUGGGAACUUGCAAAAGACCUCCUAGUGUUGUGGCAAAAUUGAUGGGCUUGGAAGCAUUGCCAAAUUCUACCCCGGCCACAGAUGAUCAAAUGACCUUGAUUAAAACCUGCUAUGUUGAAGAUCGUGAGUCCUUCACUGGGUCAUUGAGAACAGUUGAUGAAAGCAAGCCGUUUCGAUUUUCUGGUUCCCCCAGAAGCUCCCUCAAGGACCCCAACUCACCAAAGUUGAAAAGUCCUGAUUUGGUCAUGAAACCCUUUUCUAGUUCAAGGUUUCCAAUUGAGCCAGCUCCGUGGAGACAGCCUGAUGGGUGCAGUAGUCUUCAGAAAGCUGCACUCAGGAAUUGGGAAGUCCCUGCCAGGACAUCGAACUCCUCUCCUUCUGUUUAUGUUGAGAUUGAGAAAAGGUUGAAAGAGCUCAAAUUUAAACAAUCAGAUAAGGAUCUCAGGGCACUCAAACAGAUACUAGAAGCAAUGCAGGCUAAAGGGCUCCUGGAGGCCGAAAAAGAAGAACAUCAAGCUACCAAACUUGUGUCUAAGAGAGAAUAUAACAACCAAAACCUCACCAAUUUCAAUGAGAAUCUCAGAUUGGCAAACAGGAGAGAGCCACAGGUUAACCACUCUACUUAUGUUACAAUCAAGGGAACUAGUCCUUCACGGAAUUUUGAAUCCCCAAUUGUGAUCAUGAAACCGGCAAGACUGAUCAACAAAUCUGGUAUUCCUGCUUCAUCAGUUAUUCCAAUUGAUGGUUUAUCAGGUAUUCACAGGAGUAGUGAUUCUUUGGAUAAAAAAAGAGGCACUCUUAACAGCAGAGUGGCUAAGGACCUACCCCCUAAACAGAAUCUUAGAGACCCCACCAGUCGAACUCUCAGUCCAAUAGAUAAGAGAACUAAUGGCAGGAACCUAAGAUCAACACAGAUAUCAACAAAUCCUCAGCAGCGUUUCAGGGAAAACAAUGAUAUCUCUGGAAAGAACUCGGGAUCUGUUAGCCCAAGACUGCAGCAGAAGAGGUUUGAGUUGGAGAAGCAAUCUCCCCGCCCCCCCAUGCCAUCUUCAGAUGCAACCAGACCCAGAAGACGACCUGUCAGACAGCCAACAGAAUCAGGUUCACCUGGUGGAAAGCUCAGACAAGGGCCUUCCAACUUGCAGCAAAGCGAUGAUCAGUUGAGUGACAUUAGUAGUGAAACCAGACAUUUUAGUCAUCAAAGGGAUGAAAUUUCCCAACAAUCAGAUGGCAAUGUUAGCUUGUCCUCACAGAUGGAUAUAGAAGUGACUAGUGCUGACCGAUCUGCUGAUAUCAAUUGUAAUUUCCUUGGACAAGGUAGCCAGAGUCCAUCAAGGAAUGUUGCCAACAACUCAGUUUCUAGCUUAAAACAGAAGAAAUCAUCAGGGAGGCUAAGUGAAGAUGGGCCAUUAGCAGAGCUUGCGACAGUGGCCCCAGAACAACCAAGUCCUGUCUCUGUUCUUGAUGCCUCAUUCUACAGAGAUGAUUUGCCAUCUCCAGUGAAGAAGAUAUCAACUUCCUUUACAGAUGAUGAGACAAAGCAUUCUGAAGACAAUCCCGGCGAAGGGGAAUGGGAUCCAGUUCAACUUGAUCUCUCAUCUGACAAUUUGGUCCAUAAUCCUAGCUCUGAGAUCAACCGUAAGAAAUUGAAAAAUAUUGAGCACCUUGUUCAGAAACUUGCACAACUGAACUCCAAUCACAAUGAGGCUACUACAGAUUACAUUGCAUCACUGUGUGAGAACGCAAAUCCAGAUCACAGAUACAUCUCUGAGAUAUUGUUAACAUCCGGUCUUCUACUAAGAGAUCUUACCUCAGGCUUGACAACUUUUCAGCUCCACCCAUCAGGCCAUCCAAUCAAUCCUGACUUGUUCUUCGUCCUAGAGCAAACUAAGGGAACCAAUGAGCACAACCUGGAAAAGGUUGGAAGAUGCAAACCCAGUAGGGAGAAGCUCCAUCGGAAGCUCAUGUUUGACACCGUGAAUGAGAUUCUUGUGAAGAAGUUGCCUCCCUCUGAGCCGUGGCUCCGAGAUAAUAAAGUGGGUCGGAGGACCCAGAAUGCACAGCAGCUUCUAAGAGAGCUGUGUUCUGAGGUAGAACAGUUCCAAGCUAACAACUUGGUCUGCAAGUAUGACGACAAUGAUGAUAAUCUUAAAAGCAUAUUGUGGGAGGAUGUGAUGCAUCGAUCAGAUAACUGGUCAGAUCUUCGUAGUGAAGUUGCGGGCGUGGUCUUGGAUGUUGAACGCUUGUUAUUUAAGGAUUUGGUUGACGAAGUAGUGGGUGGAGAGGCAGCCAGUCUCAGAGCAAAGAUCAGUAGGAGAUGCAGGUAACUGUUUGUAAAAUAGAUCUUUUUUUUGUUUUUUUUUUUGGGUUUCUUGUUUUCAUUUCCCUUUUUUUUUUUUUUGUGGGGGGGGGGGGGGUAAAAGCAUAAUAAUCCAUCCAUGGAUGAAACCUGCAGUUCUUUUGCUAGCUUGUAAAGAAAGAGAAAUCUUUUCAGCAUUUAUGACAUAAUUAAUUAAUGAUCAAUAGUUGAAUACACAAAGAUCCAUGUUGUCC